Messenger RNA from Paramecium octaurelia, 470 nucleotides. NCBI's taxonomy places the organism in Eukaryota, Ciliophora, Oligohymenophorea, Peniculida, Parameciidae. The record is from the annotation of a GenBank genome assembly.
AUGAACAAAUUGCCUUAUCAACCUCUUGGUUUUGUGUUAAAAUUCGAUCCACCCAUCAUUGGAUUGUUAUACCAUCCCAUCGAGAAUAAGAAGGUGAAUAAGAAAAAGAAGAAGUGUUAUGCUAUUCAUUUGAAUAAUUUGAUCUUUUUGGUUGAGCCUGAAGAUAUUGUAGAGGCAUUGUUUAAUGAGCAUCAAGAGUUCUUAGAUCCUGAUGUUGUCAAACCACAACAAGUACAUUUGGUCAUUUGAUAAGGUCUACAAAUUGGUGUUGCGAUUAGUUGCUUACAGAGAUCAUUAGUUAAGAAAUAUGCAAGAAAUGGGAGAGGAAAUGGGUACUUUUAUUUUACCAUAUUCAAGGUGAUGGUUAUUAUGAUGAGGAAGAGGAAGUACCUGUCUAACAACCAAAAGGCAAAGGAGGAAAAGCACAAGCAUAAUAACGAAGACCUAAUGAUAAUAAUAGAUCAUUUUGA